AUGUCACGCAUUUCUGCUGACGGAAGCAUAUGGCCCGGGACUAACCAUUUUCACUCCAUGAACAACAAACUCAAUAUCUCCAAAUCUCCCGCUCCCCCGCCCGGUCGAAGCGCCCCAGCAUCCACCCCGAGUUCAGGUGGCCCACCCUUCAAUCCUCUGGAAUUAAAUGCUCCUGACAUUGGUCCUAAUGGUCUCAUCCACAGCAGCGGGGCCCCCAAUUUCAAUGGUACCAAUGGUGUCUACGGGAACAAUGGCCUUGCUCUGCAUCGACCGUCGGCCAAGUCCCAAAACCCAUCACCCCCCAGCUCGGUCGCCUCGAAAUCAAGGGUCAGCGAUGGAACCCUUUCCGACCAGCGGAGCAGGAGAUAUGGGAUGAUGGAGGACCUGCUACGGAAGCACUACGCUAUACUAAAACGGUUCAUGCAAGGACAGGGGCGAGAGGACCUUAACGCUUCACGGGCAAGUAAAGCCCGUGACAAACUCCUCCGCCUAUCCCCAGGCCAGGUCAUGGAAUUGAGUACAGAUGUCUACGACGAGUUGCUCCGCCGACAGGCUCAAUCGCCCAAUCGACCCGGUGGCAACAGGCCAGAUGUACCCCCAUACUUACUUCCGCGUCAAGAAUUCCACGAAAAGCGCAACCAGGCGCGCCAGAAGUUAUCCACCCUGCUACAGCCACGUUUCAUAGACCUGGCUGCAGACGUGCUGUGCGAGUUGGAACGACGCCUCCCGCACUUCGCCAAUAUGGAUCUCGCAAGUCGCAGAAUGAGUCCUGCACUGAGUGUGCGCAGUGUUGUUGGCGGCGGAUACGCUUCCAGCAGCAACGGCUAUGAUCCACGACCAGGUUCUAACGAUUCCUUCACCUACGGGACAAAUAGCUACCCUGCCCCUCUCCGCACACAAUCUCGAGGCUCUGGUCCCGGCGGUCUGGGCCUCAGGGGGGGAUUACCGCCUAACCCGCACCCGCCAAGCGCCCGAUUCCCUCCCCGCCAGGGCUCAUUGAACGCCUCCACAGCUGGUUUAGAUAUCAAUGGUGAAAUGAUACCUGAAAAUGGGCCGUUGCCAAAAUCGUUUCAGAGUAAUACCAUUGUGCCGAAUAAGAGUACUAUGGUUGAGGAGGAUGUUGAGGGUAGCGAUGAAGGUGGAGAGGAUGAGGGUGAGAUCGAUUAUGUGCAUGAUGUUAAUGAUGGUGUUGAUGGCAUGCAAUAUGAGGAUGAUGAUCCGGAUAGGAGGAGCGAUGCAUUUGCAUUGGAUAAGGUGUUGGAGAGUCGGAAGGAGACGACGAUGACGCUGGUUGGGAAUGGGAAUGGAGUUGGAGUUGGAGUUGAUUCGGAGAGGGAAAAGGAGAUGUUGGCUGAGGCGCGGGGGCAGGUAUCUAAGUUGGAGAAGAGGGUGGAUGAGUUGGAGGCUCAGUUGAAAGAGAAAGAUGGCGAGGCUGAUAGGCUGCGGGAUGAGGUUAGGGGUAAUUCUGAUUCUUUGGAUUCUGAAAGACAGCAGUGGGAAAACAUGAGAAAAGAUUGGGAUCGGAAAAGAGAAGAGUGGGAUAAGAUGAAGUCGCAUUUGGAAGCGAAGCUUUCAGAGUUGCAAAAUCUGCAGCAUCUAAAUGUUUCGCUGCAGGAUCAGUUGGAAGGUGAACGAAGGGAAUAUGAAAAUCGAGAACAAGAUUUACGGCAGCAAAUUCAGCAGGCUUUGACAGCGGCAGCUGCGGCCCGGAACACAGAUUCAGAGAUGGGCAGAGAGAUAGACAGAGGUAGAGCUAGAGAGACCGACAUAGAUAGCGGUGUAUGGAAAUCGCGAGCUGAAGAUUCCGAACGGGAAAACCAGGAACUUAGGGGGGAGCUUCAAAGGCAACGUGAAGUCACAGAGCAAGUCCGAAAAGAGGCCUCCAACUUCCUACAGGAGAUGCGGGCGCUGUCUGAUCGGACGCAGGAACGUUGGGAACGCGAAGAACGCCUCACACAGGACUUUCACAGGAUGGAAGAAGAGGUUAAGCUCUGGAAGAACCGCUACGCAAAGACGAAAACACGACUACAACAUCUACGAUCCCCCUCACUUGGGCUUCCAGGACAUUACAUCCAAGAUGUCGCAACCAUUACCGCAAGGAAAACGACGUCAGCCAUCCAGAUGGACUAG
This is a messenger RNA of Paracoccidioides lutzii Pb01, 2130 nucleotides long. RefSeq lists its product as hypothetical. The record is from RefSeq and is a predicted model, not a curated record. Gene Ontology annotation, cellular component: cell cortex of growing cell tip; actomyosin contractile ring. Bases 1 to 2130 code for a protein of 709 amino acids. The transcript is spliced from 2 exons. Gene Ontology annotation, molecular function: MAP kinase scaffold activity.